Pomacea canaliculata is the source of this 8147-nucleotide messenger RNA. RefSeq names its product protein Fe65 homolog. Lineage: Eukaryota; Metazoa; Mollusca; Gastropoda; Architaenioglossa; Ampullariidae. Gene Ontology annotation, cellular component: cytoplasm; nucleus. Gene Ontology annotation, molecular function: transcription factor binding; amyloid-beta binding. The coding region runs from base 1408 to 3828 and encodes 806 amino acids. The transcript is spliced from 19 exons. The record is from RefSeq and is a predicted model, not a curated record. Gene Ontology annotation, biological process: regulation of DNA-templated transcription.
AUUUUAAAUAGAGUGUGCAGGCAGGAAGAGGAAUUGACGAUACACGUAGAAGAAGAGAUGGAUUGCUUACACGAGGGUUUGAAUGAGGUGACUGCCGUCCUUUAGUUCCGACUGAUGGCGGGUUUUACAUGCCAGUAAGUAGUUCUUUACAAUGAAAAGGUCGGAGUAAAGAGCUAGCGGGUGAACGGCACCAGCUUAUGAGAAGCAUGGCGGAGGUAGCUAGCUAUUCCUCGCUCGCAGCGUGCGUGUUGACAGGAGCAGCACCUGCCAAGUCUGCUCAUGCUAACCCCCUUAAUCCGGGUGUGACGCGCAGAGCUUGCGGGUGACAACAAGACGCGAGAAGCCAACUCCAAAAGCUGGUGAGCCGGUGGGAGACCUCCGCGUCUUCUUAGGCUAGACUAAGCCGCAAAUACGACUGGGAGGACGCUGACCGCUAGCAACCGGAGAGGCGCGAGGUGGAUAGCUUCACUAGCAGCUUUGUGGUGCCAGAAGACUGGACGGGACAAGGAAAACAGCAGCUAAAGGGGGACGCGGCGCGACGCCUGUGAAGUGGCCGCACGCCGUGUGUAGUCAGGAGCCGAGUAGCCGCUCUCCCCCCUACACACACCCCACCGCCCAACUUCUCUCUCUUGAGUUUUCUGUCUCCCCUGUCUAUCGAUCACUCUUCCCCUCCCCCCAUCUCAUAAUCGAUUGCUUUCCUGCGACUCUGUUGCCACCUCUAUCCACCCCUCGGCCACAUCCAGGCGGUGUACGGCCAAGGCGUUGUCACGUGUGCAUAUUGUUUCCGUGAGGCAUCCUCAUCAAUGGAAGUUACUUCCUGCGCUGGUCGGCUACUGCUUGCCCAUCCUGGGUGCAGCGCGAAGUUUGUCUGCUGCAGCUAGUAGUGAAAGUUGACCGCGCCUUUCUCCUCUCCCCCUCCUCUCUGGUGAGCAACAAGUUGGCUGGCUUCCUGACUUGUUGCUCUCAGGUCACCGGGUGACGAGUUUUGUUCUGUGCAACGUGUGACUCCAGGAUAGCCUGCAUCAGUGUCACAAUUCUCUUUUUUCCAGCCAGGCGUCUUUCUUCGAGGACAAACAGUCGAACAUCUUUCUGUGAGAACAAAAAGUAUCCUAUCUACAUUUUUUCUCUCUUCCUUUUAGAGAUCUGAUUAUCGUUGCGGGGUGACGCCGAGAGUGGAGUUAUUUUCACGGCAGGUCUUGUAGAGGAGCUAUGAUGUGUGAGGGAGCUGCGGAGAGGAUGGUGCGUCUAUCUAGGAGGCGGGAGGUGAAGAGGCCGGCGGGACGCCCGGCUCCGCGGUGUGGGACGCUAUGUAGAGGACGCGCGCUUGGCGCGGGCAGGUGCGGGUGAGAUCAGGCUCUACGAAAGACGGCAAUGAUGUCGCGGAGGACGAUGUGAACGAAUGCCCAGAUGACGCAGCAGGCGGCGAAGAGGCCCAGUUCGCACGCGCUUUACCUCCGACGGCAAAAGAAUCGCAAGUUCAGCUUCAACCUUUUUAGGUAUGGGACGCUGUAUCGGAAGCUGAGGAAGUGGGAGAGUAACUACAUCCUUCAUCACAAUCCUUUGGAAGAUCCGGAGUCAACGUAUCUAAGCUUUGCCAACCCUAACUACUGCUUUGAGGACCAGGUCAACUUCAACCUGAAAGAGGCGACUACCAACAACGGUCAUCUGACGAUCGACAAACUCUCACUCAACAGCGACGAUAUCCAUCCGGCUGACCACCAAGACUACCCUAACAGCGACUACUCAUCAGCGGAAGCCACGCCUUCCAGCCCCGACCGUUCCUUUAUUCUACGGAAGCUGAACUCUUCCGGAGACGAUGAUGACGAGGACGACGAUGACACUGAUGUCGAUGAUGACGAUGACUCCAGCGUCGUCGAGGAUGACGACGACGAGAUGCAGCACAACCUGCUCAGCAGCAAGGAGGAUGUGCGGGAGGAGGCGGUGUACGUAGGCGGCCGCGGCGGGGAGGGGAGCAAGAAAGGGCGAGGCAUCUUGGGAUAUCUGGCCAUGCUGGAGGCGCAGGCUAGAGAGCGGGAGGCGGACGUCAGCCACCCGGGCUCCCCGGAUGAAGAAGUGGAAGACACCCUGGACUCCCCCACCACGAAUGUGGAGGUUGACAAGGCACCAGUCGUGUCUAAGGAUAAAGGGCUACUGAAAGACAAGUUUGAGGAGACAGAUAUUAACUCCCCUGACUCCAACGAUAGCGGCAUCCAGUCGGACGCGCGCUCAGACGAUGGCGUGUCGCACGUGCACGGACCGGUCACCGCUGAGCCGUACGCCGUCGUGGACAAGAAGGCCGACCACAGCGCCUACACGCCGGACACGCCGGACAGCGUGUAUGAGGAAGGUGAGGUGGAUGCAGAGAGAAGGAAUGUCAAAAACGCCGACGCACUUCCACCUGGCUGGCAGAAACACGAGGACGAGGACGGCCCCUACUACUGGCACAUCAAGAGCGGCACCAUACAGCGAGACCCCCCGCCCCCGGCUCCGCCAGAUGGACCCACCGUGUGCACAGCGCCCGUCCGUUCCAUCUCACUGAACAGCGACACGAGUUCGCAGACGGCAAGUUCUGUGCCCUCGACCCCUACCAGUGUUACGUCUAACACAGAGCGCCAUCUGCAGGAGUUCGAAGGGCAUGCUCUUCAGUAUGCAGCCAAGUCUCUUCAGUCUCUGGUGUCGCAACCCGAGCGCCGCCUAGUGGACCCGGAAAGUGACGUGCGCGGGGAAGGCGCAAUCCGUUUCGCCGUGCGCUCCCUGGGCUGGGUGCGCAUCGCGGAGGAGGACCUGACCCCGGAGCGCAGCAGCAAGGCCGUCAACAAGUGCAUCGUCGACUUGUCGCUGGGCCGCAACGACAUCAACGACGCCGUCGGACGUUGGGGCGAUGGCAAGGAUCUGUACAUGGAUAUUGACAGCAGCAGUCUUCGCCUUCUAGACCCCAGCGAUGGUACUCUGCUGAAUUCCCAGCCUAUCCAUUCCAUCCGGGUGUGGGGUGUUGGUCGAGACAACGGCAGGGAGAGGGACUUUGCCUACGUAGCACGUGACCGCAUGACACGCAUGCACAUGUGUCACGUAUUCCAGUGUGACACUCCUGCACGUCAGAUUGCCAACACACUGCGUGACAUCUGCAAGCGUAUCAUGCAGGAGAGAGGCCUGCAGCCAGCCCAUCCCACCACUCAGCGCAGACCAACUGACUUGCCCAACUUGGAGAAGCUGGGUCAGCCCCCAGGGUCCACUCCCCCAUCCUCCCUCUUUAACAGUUUUGAUUUGGUGCAGCUCUUUCCCACCCCAAUGGAGGAACCCCGCAAGGUACUGCGAUGUCAUUACCUGGGUUCGCAUGAAGUGAUUCGACCCACAGGUGUGGAUGUUUUGAACGAGGCCAUAGACUGGAUGUACUACCAUAUGCCACCCGAAAAGUGGACCUUCGUCAAUGUGGCUGUUGCUCCAUCCACAAUAACAAUAACAGAGCAUGGGAACCCUGACAACAUCUUGGAGGAGUGCCGGGUACGCUUUAUGUCCUUCAUGGGUAUCUCAGUCAGCAGUGUCAAAUUGUGUGCAUUUAUCAUGCACACGGCCCAGAACAAGUUCCUGGCCCAUGUGUUCCAUUGUGAGCCAUCUGCUGGGCCCCUGUGCAAGACCAUUGAAGCAGCUUGCAAGCUGCGCUAUCAGAAGUGUUUGGAUGCACAUCCACAGACGACCAAGCCAACACACAAUGGCAAGAGUGUGAGCGCCAUGUUGAAGGCAGGUGUGAAGGCAAGCAUGCAGGGUGUACAGACUAUAUUUGGCUUGAUAAAGAACAAGGCUGCUGCUCCCAGUAGCAGUAACUCCUGACCCAGGCCUCACCUAGGAACACAGCUGAACAGUAAGCGUGCAUUCACAGCGGUUGAGUCAGAGCCUGAAGCAGAGCGUGCAGUGCGUGUGGGGCUCGGUGGCCCAGCUUGUCUCUCCCAAAUAAGUCUUCACAACACUGCAAAGCACACUUGGAGAGAAUUGUAGAUGGGCACCGAGCAAGCACAUUCACAUCUUUGACAUUUAACAAUGAACAAGGCAGUGACCUGUAAGAGAUACUCUACAUCCUGUCCGUCUUCGGCAGGCUUACGGGGGCUUAGACAUGCAUAGCUGCUGGACAGCCUUCUGUUUUCUAGAUUGUGGAUAGCUGGACAGCUCUUUUAGUUUCUUGUGGCUUUGUGUUAUAAUGGUCUAUGUAGAAAGCUAUGUCUCCCGCAUUGCUCUGUGUAGAGAAAAAAAACAACUGAGAUGUAUAGCUCAUUUAUCCUGUGGAGGCAUUAAUAGCUUGGUUGUGGCUUGUUAUUUUGAGUUUAAAUCUUGUGGAGGUAGCAAACUUGAUGAACAACCAUUUGUCUUCUAGUAUCAUAAGAUCCUUUGUAUUUUUGGUCAGUUUUACAGCUUUCAUUUUAAAUGGAUCAUUUGUACUUAAUUUUGAUGUUUAAGCAGUUUUGCAAAAAUGUAGGAUCAUGUUGACAAUAGCUUUAGCGCUUAUUUCAAGACAUGAACUGUGUGGUGAAGGUUAUCAACUUUAGUUACCCAGUCGAAAAGAAAAUGUUACAGAAUAACCCAUUUAUCCGCUAACCACUGUUAGCACCACCACCAAUCACCAUUACAGUCACAAGUUAGUAGUCUUACACCUUAUGGACUCAUGUCUUUCUUUCCUAGUAAUCAUGCCUAGUUUUAUACAUGGAUUUUAGACAUUGAUUUUUCUUUUUUUAAUGAGGUGGCAUCUGUACAGUAUUUUGUACACAUUGAUUUAUGGUGAGGGAUAGAAAAAAAAAAUUGGUGGAUUUUUUCCCCUGCAAAUUAUUUUAUAUCUAAAAUUCUGGAUAGGAUGUCAUGUCUUUUAGAAGAAAAUGAGUAGUUUAUGUAUCAAGGUGUUUUGUGUGUGCUGCUUGCUGAUCUUUGCUAAAGCACAGUAAAAUAAAUGAUCUAAAAACAUUUUUCCCAUUAAAAAAUGGGGCAGUGGAAUGUGAGGGGUCUCAUCAUGAAAGGUGACAGAAAUGUUAGAUGUGGAUAAGGGAUUUGUUAUAAAUUUAACGAAGGUUAUCAUGUUGGACAGUAAGGUAGCUAUUAUAUCUACUCUGUCUCAGACAUACAUUAUACUUCAUGGAAAAGAUUUGUUACCAACCUGCCUGUAAUCUUAGGAGAUAUUUAUCAGUUUAAAACUAACUCAUAGCCCUGUUAAAAAUAGUAUUUUACUGCUUACAGCUUAUAAUUAACUCUUUUAGUUCUAGGGGUAAAAAAGUCAUUUGUAUCAUAUUGAACAUAGCUUGUAAAAAAAGUAGUGGCUUUUUAAAGCCCAAAACACGCACUGUGAUAGUUUAUCGAUGGCAUUUGAUUUUCUAAAAGUUACAUGCAACAGCUCCUAUGUUACAAUCAUUUUUUUUAAGAGGUGGCACAGCAGGUAACGUUGAGAGCAGAAGGACAUUUGUACAGAAGGGCAUUAGUUUUUGUGAAAAUGAGGCUGUUUCUGGCUGCCACAACUCACUGAGCAGCAGAACAUUUGUGAUGAAGUGUGUGGUUUGUACAGAGAUAGCACCAGCAUAUGCUGCCAUUCCUUAAGUUGCUUGCAAGUCUAGCAUAUAGUCUUCUAUAAUUCGUCGUGUUUUGUAUCACAUUUUUAUACAUACAGAUGUGCUUUUCAUGUCUCUUCUACUUAGCAUUCAUCAUGAUGAACCAUGCAAAAUGCAUUCCUGUUUUGUCCAAUAGAAUGCAGAGUUGAUGUUUUCUAUGUGCAGAGUAACUUUGCUGUGUUUUACAAUCAUGUGCGGUUGUAGUGAGGUAAGCUAUCUCUAUUUGUGACAACAAGACUCAGCAGUGAGACUAUUGCCUGCAUUUCAACCUGUUGUCUUCACAUUUAGUCAUUAGCUGCCAGAUGAAAUUCAUCUUUCUCGAAAUAGGGAGUCUGCUGGAGUGAACAUCAAAGUUUCAUCCCAGUUAGAGGAAGAGUAUUCUGAAAGCCGAAUAGCAGAAAAGGAAGUUCCUAGCAGCCUGCACGACUGAUGACAUUUCAUGAAUCAGGUUGUGACAUUUGCGUGCGGUGUCUGCUUCUGCAUGAAACAUUGGGACCUUUUGCUGCUCUCUUGGUGCAGGAGAGUGUAAGGUUAUAUGAUGUGCAAUAUAACAAGCAUUUAACGCCUCAUUUAGACCCCCACCCAUGCCAAAGAACAUCGUCCCUCUACAGCUGUCUUAUGUUGACGCAUUUAGCAACAUCGUUACUAUUUGGCUCUACUAUUAAAGAUGUGACAAGAAAAUUAUAACAAAACUCUGUGCUCUGCAUCAUAUUAACAAUUUUAAUUUUAUGUCGUAUUACCUGUUUUACUUCAUCAGAGGUGCUGAAACAGGGUAAUUUUUGCAUUUGUCAUUCAAGUUUUAGAGUUUGAUCAUUUUUAUACCAUAUUAAAUGCUUCUAUUUAACAUCAAAUAUCAAGUAUUGGGUGUAUAUUAACAGAAAAAAGCAUAUGCAACAGUGAUCUUAAAAAAGGAUUUUUCUGGCUUACUGAUCAGCAAGAAUACAAUGCAUUAUGUUUGUUACAUAUCAGCAUCAGUUUGAAUGUAUUCUUAAAGGUGCAGUGGUUCAGUUUUUUCCCAUAUCCAUUCAAAUUUUUCAUCUGUUCCAUGAUAAAAGUUUUGAAGUUGUUUACUGGCUAUAUUGCUGUGCAGUUCUCACUUGAAAUCUCGUUUUUAGGCUUCAAAGUAUUAACAUUCUAAGCAAAACCACAAUACCUUUACUUCAUUUUCUGUUUCAAAAUGUUGUCAUGAAUGUUUAUAAGAUUAUGGAAUAUUUUGUUUGCACAUUCCCGUCCUUUGUGUAUAGUGGUAGUCAUGGAAAAGAGGAAAUGAGACAUUUAGGACACAGCGGAUUUUAAAACUACCAUCGAAGAACUAGUUCACAGGUGUAAUCCUAUUGGUAGAGGAGCAUUUCCAAUGUGGGAUUUCAUUUCUAGUCUUCAUGGUAACGUAUGAUGGUUUUGGCAAAGAAAAUGGUCAGUUGAUAAACAGGUUUUUGUGGUGAUAUUACUCCCCUCGUCUACCAGGGGUGAACCGUUUCUGUUGGCUGUUUGAAAUCUCACAAAUAAUUGCCUUGCUUUGAAGUGUAGUAAAUGUUCCCUUACUUUCAUUAGUUCCAGUUUUUAAAUAUGCUUUUUUUUUUUGGACACAUGGACAAACUUGGGACCCAGAUUUAUAAUUAAAAACUGUUGCAGUCCUUUUCUUUAAGUUUUCUGUAUCUGUGUACCACAUUUUAGCUUUAUAUGUGUGCAUUUAAAACAUUUAAGUUCACCAGCAGCUACAAACUGUGCUUGCUUUGUACAGUUAAAGUACCUGUAUCACAUUCUUCUACCAGGAGAGUUUGAAAGGCGAUUUUUCCAAAGCACAUCAGCUUACAAUGUGCAGCUUGGAGUGUUUGUCAUUUGUUUGUACAUCCUGCAGCUGUGCAUCAUUGCCACUUCAUAUUCGGCAGUGUUUGUAGCAGGCAUGGUACGAAUAACCUUAAUAGUGAGAAAAGGAGGCUCUAAUAUGAUUAGAACCUGGUUUAAAGUUUGUUUUUUUAAAUCUGCAUUCUGCUGUGGACUAAAUUAUUUUUGUUGCAGCACAACUGAAAAAGAUCCCAUUGUUGUACCCAUAGAUUUUUUUGGUGAUAAAAAUCCAAGUGAUAUUGCAUGAAUGCUUUAUUGGUUUCUAAUAUACGCAGUAUAGAAAUAAAACAUGAUCUAUGAUUUUUUUCCCCCAUAUAUUCUGGCAAAGGGCAACAUGCAAACAUUUUGCAUUUGCACAACUGAUUUGGUGUUCCUGCAAAUUGACUGAUGGAACAUCCAGAAAAGCCCUUAACCAUAAAUUCUGGUUAAGGCCAUUUUUAGAGAAGAAAUUAUUGUUGUAAUUAAUCCCUCUCACCUUUUGUAUUUGAUGAAAUUAGAAUCCAAUCCACCUAAAAAAAAUAUGACAGUAUGACUGCACAAUCUUUGUUCCUGCACAUGUUGCAAAUAAAAAGAAAAUGCCAGACAUCUGUGCAUCUUCUUUUUGCACAGAUGAUAACAAAUCAUGUGAAAUAUUGUGGCUUGACUGUCACCAUAUCGAUCGAUUUCUUUGGCUUUUUGAUGGCGUACUUAAAGACACAAAUAAAAUGUAUGCAAACUAAA